AGCACCCGAGCUUGUGGGGGAAAGACCAGCCUCUUGCAGGGAGGCCGGGAGCCUGGGGUAUCCGUCAGGCGGCCCUUGACGCCCUGGCCCCACGGCCCCUACGUCUUCUGCUCUCCGCCUGCCUCUUCCUCUUUCUCUUUCUGUCUGUCUGUCUCUCUCUCCUGUUUCUAGGGAUCCUCACUGCUUUGCCAAUUCCUUUCCUCCCCUCAGCGCCCUGUGUCUCCGACUCUGCCUGCCUGUGACAUGCACUGUCCCUGGGCCCGUAGGCAGUGGCCCCCAGCAGGACCGGCCAUGAAGAUGCUGAUUGCAGCUCUGGUCCUGACCGCAGCAGUCCAGGCCGAGAGGAAGGAUAAGGUGCUGUCCGGCGGGCCCUGCGAGCGGAUGUCUCACCCCUACCAGGCUGCCCUCUACAACUCCGGCCAGCUGCUCUGCGGGGGGGUGCUCAUCCACCCGUCGUGGGUCCUCACGGCUGCGCACUGCAAGAAACCGAAUCUCCAGGUCUACCUGGGGAAGCACAACAUUUACGAGAGAGAGAGUUUCCAGGAGCAGAGCUCUGUUGUCCAGACCGUGGUCCACCCUGGCUUCGACGCUGCCACUCAUGACCAGGACAUCAUGCUGUUACGCCUGAGGCGCCCAGCCAAUCUCUCGGACCGCAUCCGGCCCCUGGCCCUGGAGAGGGACUGCUCAGCCAACCGCACCAGCUGCCAAAUCCUGGGCUGGGGCAAGACAGCGAGUGGUGUGUUCCCUAACACCAUCCAGUGUGCAGACGUCCACCUGGUACCUCGUGAGGACUGUGAGCGUGCCUACCCUGGCCAGAUCACCCAAAACAUGGUGUGUGCUGGGGACGAGAAGUACGGCAAGGAUUCCUGCCAGGGCGAUUCUGGGGGUCCGCUGGUGUGUGGAGACCGUCUCCGAGGCCUGGUGUCAUGGGGUAACGUCCCCUGCGGAUCCAAGGAGAAGCCGGGGGUCUACACCAACGUCUGCAGAUAUCACCAGUGGGUCCGGAGAACCAUUUGGGCCAACUCAUUCUGACAUGUGGCAUCCAACCCUUGACCUCGGCCCCCACUCACCGCCUCUAAAAUAUCUCUGAUCAAGACCAUGCCUCCUCCCCCCACUCCCGUCCAGAAUCAACCCUUAAUGCUUCAUGCUGCUUGAUUUUACCCCAACCCCAUCCCUGGGGGUGAGUGGGGACACAGGCUGAGGUCUUGGCCCCACCACUAAGAGAAAACAGGGACGUCGCUUCCGAGCAGCCCUCCCUCCUGAUUAUCCCAGGGGCGCGUUGUCUCCCCGAAGAGGAGUAGUCUCACGCCUGGAGAAACCCGGGUUGGGAUCCCAGCUCUGCCUCUUGCUGCCCGUGCAGACUCACAUCUGUAAAACAGGAUAACAGUAUGCUCCUCAUAACUCAGGGGCCGCAGUUGGGAGGGUUCAAGGUCUCGAGCAUGGGAAACGGGCCCCAGUGCCUGGCUCGCCUGCCUGCUGAAUAAAGAGUAGAUUUCAUUGCU
This is a messenger RNA of Eptesicus fuscus (big brown bat), 1502 nucleotides long. RefSeq names its product kallikrein-6. Bases 244 to 1032 code for a protein of 262 amino acids. NCBI's taxonomy places the organism in Eukaryota, Metazoa, Chordata, Mammalia, Chiroptera, Vespertilionidae. Gene Ontology annotation, biological process: proteolysis. The transcript has 6 exons. Gene Ontology annotation, molecular function: serine-type endopeptidase activity. The record is from RefSeq and is a predicted model, not a curated record.